AUGAGCAGGGCCCGGGCGAUGAGCAGGGCCCGGGCGGUGAGUGGCCUGCUGUUGUACGGCGCGCUGGUCGUGGCCUUCCUGGCCAGCUACGGAGGUGUUAAGCGGCUGCUCGGAUGGGGAAGCGACGCAGUGGGGAGCAAUCAGUACAGCUACAUCGCAGAUGUGUGGAGAGGGCUUGGGGAGAGCAAUGCCCUCGUCUGCUUGUUACUCCAAAUUGGGUGUAGCAAAAAGGGAGAGGCAAACGAAGUUGCGAAGAGGAAGGAAAAUAAAAAUGCAAGAUUGAUACACAAAAUAAAUAUGAACAAGGUCAGAAAACUUUCAGAUGUUGAGACAAACAAAGAUUUAUUGCCAUAUGUUAAUUUAGCAGAUGGGAACUACACAGUGGUAAAUCUUUUUGAUUAUUUCGUUAAGGGAAAAAGGAGAGAUAACGGAAAAAAUGAAAUUUUCGUAAGUCAGAUUAUGACGCUACAUAGGGUUGUAGUCAUAUGCUUCAAGCCGACUCUGAAUUUCUCGCACAUCAUUACCCAACCUAGUGAUGCCCUCUAUAAAAUCAUAAAGGAAGGAGAAGGAGAAAUAUUAACGAAGAAAGAUUAUCCUGUUUUAUUUUAUGCAGAGGAAGCUAGUUGGGGGAUGAAAAACGUAAUGUCAACAGGAAUCAUCGAAUUUUUUGCACCACCAUUUACUAGAACUGUAUCAGACAUUGUAGUUAGAUGUGCCAACACAGAAAUAAAUGAGACCUACACUUUUGAGGAUGUGAUUAAGGUCCGUAUUCGAAUCCCACGUAGUAGUGAAAAAAUAGUAGGUCUUAGCACAGAUCCUAAAGAUAGAGAAUUUUUCGAAAAAAUAGUAGAUGAAAAUGUAGAUGAUUAUGAAUUUGGAAGUUUCAAAAAUAGAGUCUUAGGAUUCAAAUUGGCAGAUGCAGAAUUAGAUCCAGAAAAUUGUUUCAAAGUGGUUUAUGAUGGACAAAAAAAAAUUUCGCUAGAAAUUGAGUACCAAUUUUCUAGAUGCUUAAUUUUGGAUAGACCAGAUUUUAAGCUUCGAUAUUUUUAUAUCAAUCAUGAAUAUUUCGAAGAUGAAAUAAAAUUUUCUUGUUCUUUUACUUACAAAGGGAGGAAGAAAAAUGUCACGUUUGGGGAGGAUGAAGUUAAUCCAUUAACGGACACCUACUUUAUAGAAGCAGAUAAGGAUGAGUUCCAGUAUUUUAACGGAGUUCCUUACAAGAUGUGUCACUUUGAAUAUGAAGAGGAGAAAAAGGAAUCCACACAGGUGUGCGAAAGGACUAUUAACGAGUUCUCUCUCUUUAUGUAUAACUGCGAGAUGGAGAGUACCAUAGGGGUUAAGUUGGAAGAACCAAUCAAAACGGUGAAGUACCUAAAUGGGACCCAUCCUUUGAGUAAGUUCAGCGAUAUUACACUCUUCUCCAAAGAUAUACACAUACAAAAUCUACGAUGGAAAUUUCCAGAUUACAAAUACUUCAUGACAGCCUAUAUCAACCAUGGUCCCCAUCCCCUCAUCAUCGAAUGUGUCAUUCCUAAUGAAACUAAGGACAGCUUCCAAAAGGCGAAUAUUCUACUUUAUGUAAAAACGAACUUAAAAGACAAAACCGUCUCCUUCUGUGAUUUUAGAAGCUCCAAAUUGUAUGAUUAUCUGAAUGCAUAUAUCAAAGGGGAUGUUUGCGAAAUUAAUGUAACUUCGAAUAGUAGCUUUGGAUUUAGAUGUCCACAUGGAACAGUGAAGAAGCCGAGUUCCUGCUUCACCGAGUUGUACUACCAUGGGUACCUCUACCCCUUAAGGGAACUCUUCGCGCAGAAUAUUGUUAUUUAUUCAUAUAAGGAUCCAAGCCUCUCUCUAGCCGCAUUUACCAGCAGCCUGAGUAGGUCCUACUCCUUCGAAUGCUUCUGCGUCCAGGAGAGUGACAAAAAUAAGAUAGAAAAGAGGGUGAUUGUAAAUUACAUAAAUGAGGACCAACUGUAUGAUUAUAAUCCCAUUCCUAAAGUGACCUACCAAUCUGUGAUAUCACACCCGAUGAGGACCCACCUUUGCGAUUUCAUGGGAAAUAAUUCAGUCCUUAAGCCAACGAGGAAGAACCCAGUAAAUUACAUCUGUGAAGUUUUUCCCAAGCCAAUGGAAUAUAUCGCCCUGAACUGCCCUACCAACCUCAUCGAUGAACAGAAUGAGAAGAUCCUCUCCGAUUUGCUUUACCAAUAUGGAAAUCCAGGCAUAAAGGAACAAAUAAGGGCCUUCGGGAAGAAGAGAAAUAAUUAUUCGAAGUCCUUUCACCUCCCGAAGGAAGCUCCUUCUUACGUAAUAAACCGCUACAUGCAAACUGUAAAACGAAUUGAUGAAAUGAUUCCAGGGGUUCUAAUCAAAGAUACGGUUCGCAUAAAAAUAGCUAGAAUAAAAAAGACAGAUGCAGGGGUGGAAGAUCCGACUCUACCACCAGACGAAAAUGACGAAAUGAAUCAAAUGUAUGCUAGCCAUUUGGGACGUCCGAACAAUAUCCACCAUGGACUCUUCAUCUUUCAACUCCCACCUUACAUAAAACGUGAUGCCAUCAUCGAAUUCGCUUGCAUUAAUGAUAAAACGAAAAAAAUGGGUAACACAGGGAAUAACGGAAUUAUGUCCGUUCAUCUCAGAACCGAAGGAAGGGAAGUCCAUGGGUGUCACUUCUACAAGCAUAAGGAAGAAAGCAGCAUUUUGAAAAAAAAAAUAAAAGUAGGUUCUCACCAAGAUUGCGUAAUCCAAAGUAAUGGAGAAAUUGAGUACAUAGGUAUUAUUUGUCCAAUUCAGAACGGAUUAUAUUUAACCCCCCCUGGGUGUUUCCAAACAGCGUAUGACAGUUCAGAUGCACUUGUCCAGCUUAGCAGCUACGAUAAGGAUUUCAAAAAUUUCACCAAUGAUAAGGGGGUCUCCUAUUUGAAGAUCCCGCAAAGCUUUGUCGGAUAUCUAAACAUAUUCUGCUAUUGUAAUGAGGAACCACCAUCAUCGGAGGAGACAGCAGCAGGGUUGGUAGCAGCUCCUAAGAAGGAAAAUAAAAUUAAUAUCGAGUUGAAUAUCUCCAAUAGGGGUAUCACCAAUGUACAAAAAAUUGAUCGCCUGUACGAGUCAGACUUCCUCAUAGGGAACGAAUUUGUCAAUAGGAGACCCAUACCAAUAAUGAGAAAGAAGCAUAUUUGUGAUUUUACAAGGGAGGACAGCUCCUUGGCUCCCCAGGAUGAGCUCCCCGCCAUCAACUCCUGCUUCGUCGAAUUGGAGGAAAACCUCAGUCUCGUGGAGGUACGCUGCCCAAGGAACGUUAACCCGUCUGGGGUCACCCGAUUCAGCACAGUGCGUGGAAUGCGCAGCGUUGGAAGCGUUGCUAGUGCUGCCAGUGCUGCUGGAAUGGCGGCCCGCAGUGGGAGCCACAGUACCCUCCCAGCUGAGGAGUUGAUCCUGAGCGAGGAGGAACUCAGCAAGUAUAAGCAAAUCAAGUACGUGCCCGAAGAGUUCGAAGACGUAGUCCACAUGAACAGCAAAAUGAAGCUGCAAGAUAUCCUCCCAGGAACGAUAAUCCUGAAUCGAAGUAAAAAAUUUGGAGAAAAAGGAAGAUUCACAUUUAUCACCCCGUUGAUUGUGAAGAACGAUAUAAUAAUAAAGCUCUCCUGUGAUAACUCCGAGACAGUUAUUGGAAAUAAAAAGGGAAAAAAGGGAGUCGUUGUUGUAAAAAUACCCAAGAGAGUAACGAAGAAAAGGUUUUAUGGAUGUGAUUUUUCUGGAAAUUCCAACAAGACGUUCUACUACUCCGAGGUGCAUUCACUUACUAGCGAUAAUAAGGAGUGCCACGUGAACUUGAAGGAAAACAUUAUCGUUAGUUUGAACUGCCCAAAUGGGAAAAUUAACCCAAAUAACUGCUUCCACAAUGUAUAUAUAAAAAGUACCAUGGAUCAGGAAAAUGUAGAAAACGUGGAAAAUAUUUUCAAUGACGUUAAGGUAAUUAAUACGAAUUAUUUAUUGAAAAAUUCUUCUGCUUUUUUGAUCAUAUCGAAGAUGAGCAAUACGAAGGACCUCAAUUUUUACUGUACCUGUGAGGAUUAUGAUAGCAAGAAUGUGGGCACCAUAUUCCUGAACCUGCCCCAGAACCCAACUUCUACAUCUAAGGAAAAAUACGACACGGAAAAAAAGCUAGUUCUUGAUGUCCCCCCGUACUAUACCAAAGACACGUACGUUUGCGAUUUUACCGACCAACAUUACAACAUCUUGGAUCGAUCUAAUGUAGACAUGGAGAAGCUAUUGAAUAAAUAUCUGCAGAAUAUCCUGCUAUACAAACACGAUGAAUUCACACACUUCAGCUUGAAUUUUAAGCUCAGAAAGGAAAUUAUGAAGAAGCAAUACAUCGAGUAUGUUAAGAAACAGAUUCAGCAUUAUCGGGACAACCCCCCCAAGGUGGAGAAUUACCCAGACCAUACUAUCAUCUACAAAUGCAACAUAGACUUGAGCGCUUUUGACAAAUUUGCGAUUAAAUGUCCCUCUAAGAAGAAGGAAAGUCUGCCUUCUAGUGAGAAAGGCCCCUCCUCUUUUUCUAAGGGACUCCAACUUAGUGCACCCCGUCUGGUGUACUCAUCCAGUUUGGGUAACGACCCCAGCUCCUUAGUGAAAGGAUUGAACAAUCUGCUCUUCGGAACCAUCAUCGUAAAUAAAACUAACGAGAAUAAUGUCUCCUUUUUUGAUAAGGGAGAAUUGGAACUUAUUAUAUCUCCCUAUGCAGACUCGUCAAAAAAUUUUAGUUUCUCCUGUGAGAAUAUGGCAGAAGAUGGAGUUAAUCGUAUCAUCGGUCAUGCAUCCAUUUUUGUAAAAAAAAAUAACAACAAAAUUUUGGGAUGCGAUUUUAUUGACCCUUCAGAUGUUAGAAACCAGGUACACCAACUCACAUCUAAAACAGGAGAAAGAAAAACAGAAGGGACUAGUAUGUACAAAAAUAACUCAUUCGAAUUUGAGAUCGAACUAGUGGAGGGAAAAAACAUAUACUGUAAUAUUGAAGCCAUAGAGAAUGACGUAGUUGGGUUCAGCUGUCCUCAUAAUUUCCUCACAGCUCCUGAAAAUUGCUUCGAGUCUGUGCAAAUUGAAGGGGUAGACAAAGAACUAGAAACACACAAACUGGAUAAGCUACUCAAAGGGGUACGCAUUCUUAAGAAUAAAAUAUAUGACGUUAAUUAUACUCCUUCUUAUAUCAUCCUUCCGAAGAAGAUACCCAAAUCGAUGAAAAUAUUUUGCAAAUGUAACUCCGUGAAGCUAAUCAAAACGGGUAUUAUCCAAAUUAAUAUCAUCGGGGAUGACUUGAAUAACUGGUUCAAGAAAGAGAUCAGUCAUAAUAUCUUUGCAUUCGAACAGGCUAGCUACUUUUAUGAUUUUUCUUCUGGCCCACUCAAUAUCAGCUCGGAGAACGUGUUGGAUAUCGAUGCGAUGCCUAAGGGGAAGCGAGCUAAGGGAAGUCGCCAGAAACUGCAAGGCGGGGUAGACACACAGGGGGGUGCAGCGAAGAAAACGGGAGAGGUAGAACCAAACGCUGGGCGCACCACCGUGGAGCUACUCGACCUAGGAGAUGAAGAAGAAGAAGGAGAGGAGGAGGACGCAGAGGAGGACGGAGAUGAUGCGGAGAGCGACGACGAAGUGGAAGAAGAAAACGUGCUGAACCCAAUGCGCACAAAACAGGUACACGAAAUAACCGUAGCGGCAUCAGAAUUCAGUUCCGUUAAGGUCGUGUGCCCCUUGAGGAAUGCACAACACUUCAGGCAGUCCAAAAUCAGCCCCGAAAAUUUCUUCGAGUAUGUAUACGUCAUGGAGAAGGACUCCAACAAAGACCAGCGAAGUGAAGCGGAGAAAGAAAAAAUGGUCAUAGAACUAGUACAAGGAAAAUUGAAAGACUCCACAAAUAAAGACGUAACUGAGGAUGGAUCUAAGAUAAAAGAAAACGAAAAGGAUAGAGAUAAAAACGAAAUGAAGGUAGACUAUGACGAUAUGGGGAACAAAAUAAUCGUCGCUUUAAAGACGGAAAGACCCAAAGCAACAAUCGAAGAUGCAAAAAAUUUGGACCAUCCCAAAGAUCAGGAGGAAAAAACAAAAAAGGACAUCCUAACAAUAAAAAACAUAAACGAUGUUAUAGAAUUCGUGAAUCACGAAAUAGAAGAAGCAAAAUUUUUUAUUUCGUGCGACAAUUCGCUAACGUUGAAUGAGAGUAGAAGAGGUAAAACCGGAAUCGUUAAAAUUGUGGUGAAGCCAAACUAUAGGUGGGAAGACGUGCCGAAGAAUUACGUAUGCGAAGUACAAGUAGAGGACGACUCCAUAGUAGGGGUAGCCUGUCCUUCACAUACCAAGCUGCAUCCAUCAGAUUGCUUUGACAGUGUCAUUAAGGAUAACGAGGUCCACAAAAAGGAUUCACUAAUAGAAGCAGUUAAUAUUUUUAUUUACAAGCAGAGGAACAAACCCAUUCUUUCUUUCAUCCAGGUCAAGCACAUUUUCGCUAGUCACUUCUCUUGCAAGUGCUACGAUUCCGCAAAGGGGGACUACAAGGAGGUCACCGUCAAAAUUAACUACGAGCCCUACGUCCUGGGCACGCCCAGGAAGGGCCUCGGCGGCGCGGUCAUUCAGUACAGCGAUGUAGAUCUGCGACUGCCCUCGGUGCAGCACUGA
Molecule: messenger RNA, 6666 nt
Organism: Plasmodium cynomolgi strain B
Lineage: Eukaryota; Apicomplexa; Aconoidasida; Haemosporida; Plasmodiidae
Product: sexual stage antigen s48/45 domain containing protein
Exons: 3
Coding region: 1-6666 (2221 amino acids)
Biological process (GO): symbiont entry into host
Cellular component (GO): cell surface; plasma membrane
Source: RefSeq, a predicted model, not a curated record